This is a messenger RNA of Rhinolophus ferrumequinum (greater horseshoe bat), 3315 nucleotides long. RefSeq names its product lipin 2 (gene LPIN2). The record is from RefSeq and is a predicted model, not a curated record. Lineage: Eukaryota; Metazoa; Chordata; Mammalia; Chiroptera; Rhinolophidae. Gene Ontology annotation, biological process: positive regulation of transcription by RNA polymerase II; triglyceride biosynthetic process; fatty acid catabolic process. Gene Ontology annotation, molecular function: phosphatidate phosphatase activity; transcription coactivator activity. Gene Ontology annotation, cellular component: nucleus; endoplasmic reticulum membrane; cytosol. The transcript is spliced from 20 exons. The coding region runs from base 150 to 2948 and encodes 932 amino acids.
CUUUUUUUUUUAAGAACCAUUUCCUUUCCGUUUUAACCAUAUUACUGUGUCUGCAGUUUGUCAGCAGAGCAGCUUUCCUUUUUGAUAAUUUAGAAGUGUACCUUCGUCUUUGAAAAAAGACAUGCUUGAUCAGGUAGUUCAAUUUUAAGAUGUUUUACUUAGAAGAUGAUAGUGAAGAUGAGGAGGAGGUUCAUGAAGGCUCGUUAAGUAAAACUGAAGAUAUUUACCAUGGAAAGGCCCCUGCUGGUAUCCUGUCUCAAACCAUGAAUUAUAUGGGACAGCUGGCCGGGCAGGUGAUUGUCACUGUGAAGGAGCUCUACAAGGGCAUUAACCAAGCCACCCUGUCUGGGUGCAUCGAUGUCAUUGUGGUCCGGCAGCAGGAUGGCACCUAUCAGUGUUCGCCUUUUCACGUUCGGUUUGGGAAGCUGGGAGUCCUGAGAUCCAAAGAGAAGGUGAUUGAUAUAGAAAUCAAUGGCGAUGCAGUGGAUCUUCACAUGAAAUUGGGUGACAAUGGAGAAGCUUUCUUUGUGGAAGAGACUGAAGAGGAAUUUGAAAAACUUCCCGCUUACCUUGCCACUUCACCAAUUCCUACUGAAGAUCAGUUCUUUAAAGAUAUUGACUCCCUUUUGGUGAAAUCAGGUGGAAAUGAAAGACCGUCUCAGAGUUCCGACAUCUCACAAAUCUUGGAAACAGAGACAGUGUUCACUCCAAGUUCUGUGAAAAAGAAAAAACGAAGGAGAAAAAAAUGCAAACCUGACAGUAAGAAGGAAGACCAGGCUGCUUCCCCUGCUGCAGACGACGCCGUGGAUGUGGAGCUGAGCUCUGACGAUGACAAGGGGGCCCAUUCAGCAAGAGGAUCUUCAAAUGCUUCCUUAAAGGAAGAAGAAUAUAAGGAGCCUCUGUUCUACCAUUCUGGAGAUCAUUACCCCUUAUCUGAUGGCGAUUGGUCCCCUUUGGACAACCCCUAUUCCCCGGCAGCGUGUCCUAAGAGCGAUUCAGAGCUGGAGGUAAAACCCACUGACAGCCUGCUCAGAUCCGAGUCCCACAUGGAGUGGACGUGGGGCGGAUUCCCAGAGUCCACCAAGGUCAGCAAAAGAGAGAGAUCUGAACUUCCUAGGACAGCUACAAUUACACCAUCAGAAAAUACCCAUUUUCGGGUAAUUCCCAAUGAGGACAACCUCAUAGGUGACGCUGAGAAGGAUGCUUCCAUGGGAGAAAUGGUCUGUACCAUCGUGAAACCCAAACCCAGAGCCCUGUGUAAGCAGAUGAGCGAUGCAACUUCCACUGCAGAACUUCUGGAGCCUCCCCUUGAGCCUCAGGUUUCAUCUAUGUUAGACGCAGACCACCUUCCUAACCCGCCGUUAGUGGAAGUUCCCUCCGAAUCGAAACCAACAGCUAAAGUUGACUCGCCGUCAAAGAAAAAAGGUGUGCAUAAGAGAAGCCAGCACCUGGGACCUGAUGACAUUUACCUUGAUGACUUAAAUGCCCUAGAACCUGAAGUUGCAGCUCUCUAUUUCCCUAAAAGUGAAUCGGACCCCAGCUCCAGGCAGUGGCCUGAGUCUGACACACUCUCUGGCUCCCAGUCCCCACAGUCAGUGGGAAGUGCAGCUGCUGAUAGUGGAACCGAGUGCCUCUCGGAUUCUGCCAUGGACUUGCCCGACGUCACUCUCUCCCUUUGUGGGGGCCUCAGUGAGAAUGGAGAAAUUUCUAAAGAAAAAUUCAUGGAGCAUCUCAUUACUUAUCAUGAAUUUGCAGAGAACCCUGGACUUAUAGACAAUCCUAACCUUGUAAUACGGAUAUACAAUCGUUACUAUAACUGGGCUUUGGCGGCUCCCAUGAUACUUAGCUUGCAAGUAUUCCAGAAGAGUUUGCCUAAGGCUACGGUGGAGUCCUGGGUCAAAGAUAAGAUGCCAAAGAAAUCUGGUCGCUGGUGGUUUUGGCGUAAGAGAGAAAGCAUGAUCAAACAGCUGCCAGAGGCCAAGGAAGGGAAAUCUGAGGUGCCAUCAACUAGUGACCUGCUGUCCAGCGCAAAGGAGCCAGCCAGUGGCAGGAUGGCCGAGGAUGAUUCAUCCAGUGAUGAGGGGUCACAGGAGCUUGAAGAAUCAAUCAAAGCAGACCCCGUCCCCAUGGAGCCCCCGAGCCACAGCAGCACAACCUCGUAUAAGAAGUCUCUUCGCCUCUCCUCGGACCAGAUCGCAAAACUAAAGCUUCAAGAUGGCCCAAAUGAUGUUGUGUUUAGUAUUACAACCCAGUAUCAAGGGACUUGCCGCUGUGCAGGGACCAUUUACCUGUGGAACUGGAAUGACAAGAUCAUCAUUUCCGACAUUGACGGCACAAUAACCAAGUCUGAUGCUUUGGGACAGAUUCUUCCACAGCUGGGUAAAGACUGGACUCAUCAGGGUAUCGCAAAGCUCUACCAUUCUAUCAAUGAGAACGGCUACAAGUUUCUGUACUGCUCCGCGCGUGCCAUCGGCAUGGCCGACAUGACCCGUGGCUACCUGCACUGGGUCAAUGACAAGGGCACUAUCUUGCCCCGAGGCCCUCUGAUGUUGUCCCCCAGCAGCUUGUUCUCCGCCUUCCACAGGGAAGUGAUAGAAAAGAAACCAGAGAAAUUCAAAAUUGAGUGUCUAAACGACAUCAAGAAUCUGUUUGCCCCAUCCAAGCAGCCCUUCUAUGCUGCCUUUGGAAACCGUCCGAAUGAUGUAUAUGCUUACACCCAAGUUGGAGUUCCAGACUGCAGAAUAUUCACCGUGAACCCCAAGGGUGAAUUAAUACAAGAAAGGACCAAAGGAAACAAGUCAUCGUAUCACAGACUGAGCGAGCUUGUGGAGCAUGUGUUCCCACUUCUCAACAAGGAACAGAAUUCUGCCUUUCCAUGCCCGGAGUUCAGUUCCUUCUGCUACUGGCGAGACCCAAUCCCCAAAGUGGACCUGGAUGACCUGGCCUGAGGCGGCACCUCCUGGGGGAGGUCCUCAGUCACUCGCCUUGCAGCAAGGGAAGGUGACCGGCACUUCUGCUGGACAGAGGACACUGGGCUUCCCUCCCAGCCACAGGUGCGGGACAAGACCCAUGUUGACAGCCAGGCACCAGCAGAGACUGGGAGAGCUCCUGGAGCUGGAACUGCCAUCUCCUUCACCCUCCUGCUCCAUGAGGUUGCAACUCCGUGCCCUAGCGGAGAAGUGAGGGGAGCUUGGACCUGAGGUUGGAGGCCUGGGCUCCUGUCACAGGUCGUUCCUCACACACACUCUGUGUAGAGUUGUGUGCUGGGUGCUCCUUUAAUUGCAUAAUUUAAAAGGAAGAAAAGCUAAGUAAGAG